CUAACCUCAACUUGCAAGAGUUGUAUUAAGAUAUUCAUCCCUAAUAUGGGAAAGAGGACAAAGAUAGAACGUUUGUUGAAUACAUAAUUAGGGCUUUUCUUGAAGGUGGUGAUUGUAUGCAUGUGUGGAUAUAAAUUUUGUGGGCAGUUUUCAGGAGUCAUCAGCCGCUCGCAAGAAAGUAACUGCGAGGCUUGCGGCAGACGACAGUAUUAUGGCAGAUAGUGGCAAGGGACCUUACAGCAAAGAAGAACUUAAAAAGCGUUUGACACCAAUGCAGUAUUAUGUUACUCAGGAAAAAGGAACAGAAAGGGCAUUUACUGGCAAGUACAAUAAAACUACAGAUGCUGGAACAUACAGCUGUGUUGUUUGCAAUGAGGACCUAUUUUCAUCAGAUACAAAAUUUGAAUCUGGCUGUGGGUGGCCAGCAUUUAAUGAUGUUAUAAACCAAGGCAAAGUUAAACUUACCAAGGAUACAUCUCAUGUUGGGGGCAACCUUCUGUUAUUGGUCGCAAACCCAGGCAUGGUGCGUACUGAGGUGACCUGUGCCAACUGUGGAGCUCAUCUGGGCCAUGUGUUCAACGAUGGACCAAAGCCCACGGGAAGAAGAUUCUGCAUCAACAGUGCUGCACUUAAUUUUCGACCACUGCAUCAACCAGAGCAGUGAGCUUUGUCUUUCAGCAUAGGACAGAAGAUGUUUAAAAACCUUAUUUCAGAAUUUAAGUGAUAAGAAAAUGAAUUUUGAUUAUGUCUGUGCAGGCACUAGUAUGCUUUUGAAAUUGAUUUCAUUGGUUUCACUGUUGACAUGAAUUGAUGUAGGCCUAAAUGUAACUGAAACAGUGAAUAUUCUGUAUAGUAAAUUAUUGGUAAUGUGAAUCUCUAACCUACCAUUCAUUUGACAUUUAUUUUGUAUGGCAUUUGACACAAGCUUUGGUGUUGUGAAUGUUUUACAGUAUUUUUGGAGCAUAUAUUUUGGAUGUCUUAUUACAUAUGCAAUGGAUGUUUUAAGUGCCUGGCGCUUUGUUACCUGUGACUUUGCGGAAAGUGCACAUUUUUUAUUCAAAGGUUGGUUGCAGAAAAUCUUGUAUUGUACAGGAAAGUCUUUUCCAAAACCUAUUGCCUUUGUACAGUAGUACUGCAAAUAAGUACAAACAGAUGUAACCUUAUUGAGAUAUUGCAAACUCCUUUCUCAAAGUAAAAUGUUAAUCUUGGAACAGUUAUUUUCAAUGUCUUAUGUGACCGUUACUAUAUUUUCUGAAGGAGUUAAUGUUAUUUUUAUCAUGAUUUUCUUCUGAAAUCAGAUACUUGACACUGUGUACUGAUCAAACUGUUUUUUACUGUGAUAUAACCAGAGUUAAGAAGCAUAUUUUAGAUAGCUCAUGGUAAGCAAAUGAUUCCAUUUUUGUUUUCGAAUAAAAUUGCUCUCAAAGAUUAAUGGUUUGAUGGCCGUUGAUACAAAGAAAGAAAUAUAUAUACAUGGUUCUUACACUAUAACAGUUAACUCCAUUAACAGUGUUGUUAAUACACCAUUAAUUAAAGAGUGUGCAUUACGUAUGGAAAAGUUUGUUCUGUGAUCUUACUCAGUUGUGACUGAAGUGCGAACCGUAAUAAACUUAGACUUUUACUUUGUUGUAUGUGUUACUAGCUGAUCUCUUACUGGGCAUGCUCAGUGUUUGAUACGAUAAUGUGUAACUGCAUAUCCCCUAACCCUUACGUAAAUACAUAUACUGCUCCAUCAUUGUUCUACUAACCUCAGUUUAGUGUAAUUUUUGUUUUGUUUGAGUUGCUUCAUUUUCCCAGCAUUUGCUAUGCUUUGUAUUUUCAUUGUGCAGAAUUUUUCACUCUAUUUGAUUCCAUUUUUGCUUCAUCUAAAAUAUUCUUGACACUUUCUUACACAUUUUAAUUCCUGCAUUGUGUGAUAUCAUAUUUGUAUGUACUGUUUGGUUCAUUUUUAUAAGCUUGACAGUACGGUAUUAUUUUCUUGUCCAACAUCCUCUUUUUCCUUUCUCAGUUUUUGUAUGUCAUUUCUCAGUUUUUGUAUGUCAUUUCUGUCCAGUUUCUUAAGAACAUCUUAAUAUUGCAGUGAACUUCAAGAGAAAUGUAAACAGAAAUUAGUAGUGCAUUCUGUUAAAAAUGUGUUGACUGUAUUUAUUAAUUAUAUCUUUUUUUUACAUGAGGUGUAUGACAAGCACAUGCUGUAAUACAUUAAGGGAGCAAACACUGUUUUUCCCUUCCCCUACCAGUAUGGUUAACCAGUCUGUGAUCUAAGUGUCUUUCCAUCAGAUAUUUUAUUUACUGCACUUUUUCUUGCAAUUCCUAAGUGAAAUGUUAAUUGCUUUACUCUUCAUAAACUAUUAUAUAAUUUUUCAUGUUUCCUUUAUUUAUGAGUGUCAUAACACAAUUUUUUCAUGUAUGCUUUAUUGGCAACCAUUCUACAUAUCAAUCAGCCAACAAUGGCUACAACUCCUAUUUUCCCCCAGAAGUGAAACAUGCUGGGUAUUUUCAUGGCUAUAAUCUUUUUUUUUGGAAAUGGGCAUUAAAUGUAAUUGCCAUGUAUGCUCUUGUGUGAAAUCACUGCCAUGUGGCACUUCAAUGUAGUGAAUAUCAAAGUAAAUCUGACUGAGCUUUGCAGCUUGACAGGGGAGUAAUUAUGCUUAGUACCUGCAAAAAACUGUUUUAUGUAUGGCUAUAAACCAUUAUGCUAGAUUCACACUUACUGAGUGUAUAUAUUUGGAUAAUGUAAAGAAAUAAUGUAUUUUGAAGCCUCUAUCGUCAGAUGAAGGGAAAUGUUUGCAUUGCUACAGCAAUUGAGCAUAUACAAGCACAUGGUAGAAUUGUCUGGAGUUAAUAUUGUCAUUUUUAUGUGGAGAUUACUUAGUCAUUUUUUUUAAGUCUCUUGCAGCAAACUUAGUGUUUUUGCUAUAUAAUAUAUGGGUGGUUAACAGCUGUUGGGCCAUAAUCCACAUUUAUAUGGAGACGAGAUAUUUACUUCCAAAGUUUCAGCCUUACAGAAAAAUCAAUAAGGGUGCUAACAAACAUUCUUUCUUUUACUGCAAAAAUAAAAGAAUCACAAAUGUUCCACUAUUUUUGUUUUUAGAUAAAUGAACUACUUAAACCAUUUUAAUAAUAACUGCAAAAGGUUAGAUAUGUUUCAUCCUAUAAAACUUCUUGAACAACAUUUUUUUGCAGUUGGUAAGUCACUAACACACUUUACAGGAAACAAAAUUGAUUUAUUCAGAUCCAUCUGUGUGGUCACCAUAAUGUGGUUUUCAGCUAUAAGUUUUUAUAAAUCAAUCAUGGUGUAUUGGAGGUAUACACUGAAGAGAUAUCAAACAUCAUCUUUUCUUUCGCAGUAACUCUGCUUUCUCAGAAAAGCAAUGGUGUAGAAUCCGUUUUGAGUGCUUGGUGGUUUUGCUUUACUAGACUUCACAAAUUUACACAAAUUCGCCCCCGGUAGCUGAAUGGUCAGCGCGACAGACUGUCAAUCCUAAGGGCCCGGGUUCGAUUACCGACUGGGUCGGAGAUUUUCUCUGCUCAGAGACUGGGUGUUGUGUUGUCCUAAUCAUCAUCAUUUCAUCCCCAUCGACGCGCAAGUCGCCGAAGUGGUGUCAAAUCGAAAGACUUGCACCAGGCGAGCAGUCUACCCGACGGGAGGCCCUUGUCACACGACAUUUCAUUUCAUUACCUAUGAAUGGAGAAACUUCCUCCAAAUUAUAUGCAGUAAAAAGGCUCUUUAGUUAAUCCUUUUACAGUUUUUAACUUCAUCAAGAAUCUCAAGUUAUAUACUCAGAUCUGACAUUUAUAAUAAGUCAUACAUAUUGUUAGCACUGGAGAUGGCAAAGUUUCCUGCAAGUCAAACACGAAUACUUGAAAAAUACCAUUAAUUGAUCUUGCUUCCAGGACAUUCUUUUACUUUGCUUCCUAGGCCUAUCCCGGUUUUGCUUCUACAUUACGUCUGCUUGGAUACUAUUCUGCUAUUCAAGGUCUUCUUUUUAUGCGCUUUUUAACAGUAAAUUCUGUUAGCAAUCAUGUUUAUCACGUUACUGACCAGGUGAUGGAAUCGCAGAACCUCUUACAAACAGUAGAAUCAACCCCCUUUUUCAUCUUAUAGGAGUUAAGUUCUUGUUGUGCUGAGGUGAUAAAUUUACUUUAGUGUAACUCCUACUUUUCUGUGACACUUUUAUUCAAUCUGUUGUGAAGAUAUUUUUCUUUGUGCAAUCCAGUUUGAAAUUGCUAGCAAAUAUAUUCUCUCAAUUUUCUCAUGUGACACCUUACCACCACAGUUUCUAGGACAACUGCAGAAUUUUGUUGAACAAGAUUUAGCUGGAACAAACUUAACAAUUGUCACUGUUCACAGUUCACCACUCUGAAACUUCAGUUCUCUCACAUACUUUUUCUAAAUGAUCAGAUUUCAUACUUGUUUUUCUCUCUUGUUUUUUCUCGGAUGAAUUACUUCAUCUUGUGAUGGUCUGCUGUCUCCUAAUGGGUCAUAAUCCCUGUCUGUCUCUGAAUAAUCAGUAUUGGUGUCACCAGAGUUCAAACUUGUAUCUGAAAAUACCAAACAUAACAUGAAAAAGCACGCGCCAAACAUGGUUAAUCCAUAUAUUUAGUUAGAUCGUAAUCUGGUUAUUGCAAGCAUAUGAAAUUUCCAAGUGUCAGUCUUGAACUGUACCUUUUGCAAAGUGUGGGCUCGUCUCCUCUUGGGUUUUGCCACCUCAUUGGUGGGAUCUCCAGCUAGUUCAAUAUUCUCUUGCAUAGUAUCUCCCAUUUUACUUUCAAGUUCAGGCAUUUGUUGUAUGGGUUAGGCAUUAGUGGUGUACUAAGAGACAGUUGCAUUUUAGUUUCAGAACUGCUUCUUAAUGAACACAGAUCUGAAUGCCUUGUACAUCAUUUGGCAUUUCUGAUAGUGACAGAAUUGGCAUUUCCCCACACGUUGCACAUUGAUGUCAUAAAUUGGAGUUUUGUGGGUUAGGUAUCUAUGGCUUUAGCUGUCCAUAUUUUAUAUCAAAGACUGUUGUGAAAAAUACUCAGAAAUACUUAGUUUUUAACAGAUCGCAGUGUUUAUUUUAGAAAAGAUGUUCCUUCCUCGCAGAUCUUGAUAUUUCUGUAAAUCCUGUAUUUUCUGAUACUGUAUUGUUAUGUACUUAAAUAAUUGAUUCAGAAAAUCAGAUUGCAGUUUAUCCCUCUCUGAGAAAAAAAUGCCUGUUUUAGCCCCAUGGGAUUAUAAGCAUUAAAGUUACGUUGACAUUAGGGAGUGAGACUAAGAAUUUUAAUGAAAUAAGUGAAUGUUUACAAAUACUAUGUUGCUUUCCAUGUCCAUUCCUCCUCCUCCUCCUCACAAUUUCUGUAGUUGAGUAUAGUCUUCUAACAACGUUCCUGCCAGUUGAGUUUCUCUUUAAGUUAUGCUGUGCUAUUUUAAAGGUAUUUUUGAGAGGUACACAAAUAACUAAGAACUUUACGGUGCAGUGUAAAUUCUAGCUCUGACAAGUUAGUCAAAUGUAAAUUUGAAUUUUAAUGUGCAUUUAUUAUUUGAAUACUGAUUCUGUUCUUCAUAAGCUGUACAGUUUGAUUUGAAACAUUUCUAAUGUAAGAUUUUAAAUAGAAUUAACAUGUACCAACAUUACUAUAGUUAAAAUUAUCUCUUAUAUGAACUAAAACUGCUUUCUGUGUAAGUUACGCCUGUUACAAUAAGUUACUUCAGUUAAAAUAUUGCUCCUAAGAGAGUUUUUUUGUGACUAAUUAUAUUAUGUGCAGUAAAUAUAUGAGAGAACAAUAUCUGGAGCAACAUUUUCCUUCUGCUUAUUUAAUGUAUGUAUAAAUCUAAAUGUGAAUGCAUUCUUUCCUGUUGUGUUAAUUGAUGUAUAACAUGUAGUGCAGAUUCUGAAAUGUUAACUCAGGAGAUAAUGACAUUCAUUUGUUGAGUGGUGUUUUGCUUGUGUCAGUCGGUUUGUGAGGCACUAAAGAAAGUAACAUAUUUUUGUAAGAAUGAUGUACUACAAUUUUAACACAUAACAAACUAGUCAGUAAUGAGAUAUAAGAAUUAUCUAAAUAAAAACUUUGUUACUAAAGUUUGUAUGAUUACUGAGUUUUGUGAAAUGUUUGUGUUAGUUUAUAUUACCUAGAAAUGAGCAAAUUAGUGGACUGCUCUGUGUUGACUGCUUGUUCCAAGAAUGCGUAAUUUCAUUCCAUGCUGUAUCUAUCAGAACUGGUGUUGGAGGGGGCAAAUUAAUCAAUGUGUACAUCUAAGAGUAUAAUUAGUCUGUAGCUUGCAUGUCCCUAAUUCCACAGACAAGGUGUCACAGUUGUGCUAUAUGAACUGUCAGUUUAGAUGUCUUCUGCAUGUGCAGAUGUUUGAAUGAGAGAGCCUUUGUGAUAAUGAAAAUGAACUUGGAUGGCUUGUUUUCUCUGUGGGCAUCCAGUUGUUAAUCAGAUGUGAUCUCCAGUUGAUGAUAGGAUUGUUCUAAGUAUGUAUUGUGACUUUCGUCUCCACCAAAGUUAUGUUUGUGAAGGAUAUCAUGGUGCGCCAUCGUUCGUAUGCCACGUUCAACAGGGUGUCGCCUAGUAACUGGCUGGGGGAAGUGACUGGCAGAUCAGUCAGCCCUAAAACAUCCUAUAUAUUCAUUUGUUGCAUAUUUUGGCAUUCAAUCCAACCUCCUUUGUGACAACUGGUUUCUGCAAUGUGGAUUUUCGUUCUCCAUUAAUACGAUGGUCUAGCCAGCAAUGUGAAUUUUCAUUCUCCAUUAAUAUGAUGAUCUAGCCGGAGAUAAUCAAUAUAUGGUCUGUUCAAAAAAUUCCGGAACUUUGUCAACAGAAUUUUUCUAUGCUUACCUUUUACUUAUUGUGCAUGGUCUCCUUCGAAAUAUUCUCCUCCACAGUUGAUGCACUGCUACCAGUGCUGUUUCAACUUCCAGAAACAGUCGUGGUAUGCUUCUUGCUGGAUUGCACAAAGCACCGUGUUUGAAUUUUCUUUUAUCUUGCCUGUUGUUACAAAUCUCCAUCCUUUCAAUGGGGUUUUCAACUUUGCCAGGUAUGGAUAGUACAGAGGAUGAGACAGCUCACUGAUUUCGUUUUUUGUGCAAUAGUCAUGCACCAACAGGGAUGAAUGUGUGGAUGUGUUAUCGUGAUGCACGAACCAUGAAUUGCCUUACCACAUUUCAGACCAUUUCCUUCUCACAUUUCCUCGCAGGCGUCACAACAUAUCCUGAUAGUACCACUGAUUAACAGUUUGACCUUGUGGCACGAAUUCAUGACUAACUGAUUCUUCAAGGUCAAAGAAAACUAUCAGUAUGGCUUUAUCAUUUGACCUGGCCUGAUGAGCUUUUUUGAUUUUGGAGAACCUUUCCCGAAUAUUUGUGAAGAUUGAACACUGGUCUCAACAUCGUAAAUGAAGACCCACGUCUUGUCACCGGUUGUGAUUCUUUUAAGGAACAUCUCGUUAUUAUUUGUGUGAUCUAAAGGCCCUUCACAGUUUGCUAGGUGAAGGUCUUUCUGGUCUUGAUUUAUGAGCUGUGGAUCAAUUUGGCAGCAACAUGAUGCAUUCCAAGCUGCUGUGUCAGGAUUUCAUUACAUGAUUCAACUGAAAUGUUACAUUUUUCUGCAAUCUCUUGGACAGUCAAUCUUUGAUUGGCACAUACCAUUUCAUUGAUGUUCCUUACAUGAGCAUUGUUGGUGGACGUUGAAGGGCAUCCUGAAUUGGGGUUCGUCUUUAACUUCUAUCUGGUCAGUUUUAAACUGUGUGAACCAUUCAUAACACUGAGUGAGUAUGGCGUGUCUGUAAAGGUUUUCUUGAAUUUCACACAAAAUUUAAUGCAGACGCAUUGCUCCUCUAACUCUACCAUCUCGAAAUUUGCAAACUAUGUGACACAAUGUUCUACUCAGGUGCUGAACAAUAACGAACAGGCAUACAACAAUGAAACUUCCAACAGCUACACAACAUAGGCGUGUGCAGGGAUACCAGCAACAUUUCGCUCCAAUGUACCGUUGUGAAUGUUCCGGAAUUUUUUGAACAGAUCUUGUACUAUAUGGGGUGUCUGUUCUUUCAGACAUGUCUGAAAGAACAGGCGCCUCAUGUGAUCCAGCCACCAUAUAAAUACUAUUCAAAGGUCUUCAUUGACAUUAGCCAAAUUUGGGCAUUGAAAUGAAUCAGUGACAACAGGUGAAAAUUUGUGCCAGACUGGCACUCAAACCCCAGAUCUCCCACUUGUGUUAAGUUACCUCAACUUGAACAUUAUUACCAUACCCCUAUCUCCAGAUUGAACACAUUUAUGUCACGUGUGGACACGUGAUAGAGUAAAGAAAGUUAAAACAAGUCAUAGCUAACAAUGAAAUUGGUUGAAUCUGUAGUUGAUGCAAAUGUAGAUUUUAGUCGCUUUCACACUUGAAAGAUGUUGGUAGCUUAGCUUUGGUGAACAUGUGUCAGGGAAAUUAUGGCACUUGUCAGUUUUCCUGUGCAACUGCCAGUAACUCUGAAAGUGAAAGGCACAAACUGCCAGUAAGUUACAAGGUCUUAUAUAUUCAUUCCUCAUUCAAACGCAUGAAUGUCAGAAAUUUUGCCACUCUGCAAGGUAGAAUUGAAACCUGUCUGUAACAGCUGGCAACAGAAUAUAGUGCUCGGAAGAGCUUGGAAUGUUUUUCAGCACAUAAUUGAUUAUGUAGCUAACAAUAAACCACUGUGCUAGAUGGCUGGUGGUUGUCAUUUGUGAAUAAAUAAGAUUGUUACUGAGUCACUGGGCACCAAAAUAUAUGUCGAAUCAAGGAAAAAUGUAAGCAUGUCACAGGCAAGUGACUUCCUCGUUGAUUUACUGCUUGCUGUGGAAGUAUCAGCCUGUUAAGAGAGAGACUUUUCGUAUGUAAACACGCAUGUAGUGGGAAUAUUAUUCUGUAGGAGACAUUAUCCUUGGGUGGCAUUUUCUGUUGUAAGACAUGAGACAUGGAAACAUAUUAUGAAAGAGGUGACCUGUAACAGGAAAAAUUGUAGGACUGACUGGGGAUUGAACAUAAGACAAAUUUUAGUCUGGCUUAUACCCUCUGAGCCACACAUUACGUAUGUUAAGAAAAACUUUGUGUUAAAAAAUUUGCCAAUGUUUAAAUUACAUUUAAUUUCAAUGAAACAAAAUAAUGUUAACCAGUUACCAAUGUAAAGAAAUGUGAUUUUAUAUUACAGUAUUGCAAAAAUGAA
Messenger RNA from Schistocerca gregaria, 9175 nucleotides. RefSeq names its product methionine-R-sulfoxide reductase B1-like. Bases 212 to 664 code for a protein of 150 amino acids. Gene Ontology annotation, molecular function: peptide-methionine (R)-S-oxide reductase activity. Gene Ontology annotation, cellular component: cytoplasm. The transcript has 3 exons. The record is from RefSeq and is a predicted model, not a curated record. Lineage: Eukaryota; Metazoa; Arthropoda; Insecta; Orthoptera; Acrididae. Gene Ontology annotation, biological process: response to oxidative stress; protein repair.